Molecule: messenger RNA, 1510 nt
Organism: Ctenocephalides felis (cat flea)
Lineage: Eukaryota; Metazoa; Arthropoda; Insecta; Siphonaptera; Pulicidae
Product: chromatin-remodeling complex ATPase chain Iswi-like
Exons: 8
Biological process (GO): nucleosome organization; regulation of transcription by RNA polymerase II
Cellular component (GO): nucleus; chromatin
Molecular function (GO): DNA binding; ATP-dependent chromatin remodeler activity; histone binding
Source: RefSeq, a predicted model, not a curated record
GUAAGGGUGUUCCGAUUUAUCACAGAAAAUACUGUUGAAGAAAAAAUAGUUGAAAGAGCAGAAAUAAAACUGCGUCUAGAUAAAAUGGUCAUCCAACAGGGUAGAUUGAUGGAUAAUAAAGCUGCUCAAUUAAAUAAGGAUGAAAUGUUGAACAUGAUCAGACAUGGUGCAAAUCAUGUGUUUGCUUCAAAAGAUUCUGAAAUUACUGAUGAGGAUAUAGAUACAAUCCUAACAAGAGGAGAAAAUAAGACUGAAGAACAAAGGGCCAAAUUAGAAUCUCUUGGUGAAAGUUCUCUUCGUAACUUUACUAUGGACAAUGCACCAAGUGUUUACCAGUUUGAGGGAGAAGAUUACAGAGAAAAACAUAAGGUGUCAGUAGUUGGAUCAUCUUGGAUUGAACCACCAAAAAGAGAAAGGAAAGCAAAUUACGCUGUCGAUGCAUACUUCAGAGAAGCUCUUAGAGUUUCUGAGCCUAAGGCUCCUAAGGCGCCCAGACCUCCCAAGCAACCUAUAGUUCAAGAUUUUCAAUUUUUUCCUCCAAGAUUGUUUGAACUACUUGAUCAGGAAAUUUAUUACUUCAGGAAAACACUGGGAUAUAAGGUUCCCAAAAAUCCGGAACUUGGUUCCGAGGCAUCGAAAGUGCAGAAGGAAGAGCAAAGAAAGAUUGAUGAUGCUGAACCCUUGUCAGAAGAAGAAAUUCAAGAAAAAGAAUCACUACUAUCUCAAGGUUUUACAAAUUGGACAAAACGUGACUUCAACCAGUUUAUUAAAGCCAAUGAAAAAUAUGGACGAGAUGAUAUUGACAAUAUAGCUAGGGAUGUGGAAGGCAAAACACCAGAGGAGGUAAUAGAAUAUAGCACAGUAUUUUGGGAGCGUUGCCAUGAAUUACAAGAUGUUGAAAGAAUAAUGGCGCAAAUUGAGCGAGGUGAAGCCAAGAUUCAGAGACGGUCUUCAAUAAAAAAGGCAUUGGAUAGUAAAAUGUCUAGAUAUAGAGCUCCUUUUCAUCAACUUAGAAUUUCAUAUGGUACAAAUAAGGGCAAGAAUUAUACAGAGGAAGAAGAUAGAUUCUUAGUUUGUAUGCUUCAUAAGCUUGGAUUUGAUAAAGAAUAUGUUUAUGAAGAACUGAGAGUAGCUGUUAGAUGUGCUCCUCAAUUCAGAUUUGAUUGGUUUUUGAAGUCACGUACAGCCCUAGAAUUACAGAGAAGAUGUAAUACACUUAUAACUUUAAUUGAAAGGGAAAAUCAAGAACUUGAAGAAAGAGAACGUCAGGAGAAAAAGAAAAAGAUGCCAAAAGGCUCGACCUCAACUCCAUCUAUUAGUACAAAAUCAGCACAGAAACGCAAGACAGAAAACUCAUUGACACCAGAAACAAAAUCAAAGAAAAAGAAAAAGUAAAUAUAAAAAUUGAUAAUAUUAAAUAUGAAUAAAAUAAAUACAAAUUUAAGAUUUGCAUAACACAAUUAAUUUAUAAUUUCAUAAUUAUGGCUAGUAAUGUGUCUAACUUAUUGGU